This is a messenger RNA of Ananas comosus (pineapple), 1008 nucleotides long. Its product is annotated as ATP synthase subunit b', chloroplastic. Gene Ontology annotation, molecular function: proton transmembrane transporter activity. The record is from RefSeq and is a predicted model, not a curated record. Bases 97 to 771 code for a protein of 224 amino acids. NCBI's taxonomy places the organism in Eukaryota, Viridiplantae, Streptophyta, Magnoliopsida, Poales, Bromeliaceae. The transcript has a single exon. Gene Ontology annotation, biological process: proton motive force-driven ATP synthesis.
CAUCAUCAUCAUCAUCAUCAUCAUCAUCUACCACUCCCUCCUCCUCUUCCACCACUUCACCCCCCCACACACCACUCCUCCUCCUCACCGGCGAAAAUGGCGACCUCUUUCUCCUUCUCCGCUUCCGCCCCCGCCCUCCGCUCCCCCCGCAACCUCUCCAAGCCCUCCCCCCUCCCCAAAUUCUCCAUCGUCGCCGCAUCAAACCCUAACCCUAACCGUAACCCUAACCCCAGCAGCAACGAACCCUCCCUCCACAGCCGCCUCCUCCGGGCGCUGGCCCCGGCGGCGGCGAUGGCGGCGGCGGCGGUUCCGGUGCCGGCGCUGGCGGAGCAGAUGGAGAAGGCGGCGCUGUUCGACUUCAACCUGACGCUCCCGGCGAUCGCGGUGGAGUUCCUGCUGCUGAUGGUGGCGCUGGACAAGCUCUACUUCACCCCGCUGGGCAAGUUCAUGGACGAGCGCGACGCCAAGAUCCGCGCGCAGCUGGGCGACGUGAAGGACACGUCGGCGGAGGUGAAGCAGCUCGAGGAGCGCGCGGCGGCGGUGAUGAAGGCGGCGCGCGCGGAGGUGUCGGCGGCGCUGAACAAGAUGAAGAAGGAGACCACGGCGGAGCUGGAGCAGAAGCUCGCCGAGGGCCGCCGCCGCGUCGAGGCCGAGCUCGCCGAGGCCCUGCAGAGCCUCGAGCGCCAGAAGGAGGACACCAUCCGCGCCCUCGACUCCCAGAUCGCCGCCCUCAGCGACGAGAUCGUCAAGAAGGUCCUCCCCCUCCCCUGAAUUCUUUCUUUUUUUAUCUUCUUCAAAAAAUAUAAACCCUAAACCCUAGAUUUUGGUACUUGGUAUAUUAUUGCAAUGCAAUGCAAAUACGUUCUUCUUGUUGCUGCUUCUUGGUUAUGUCUCCCUACUGUCUAUUGAUCUGAUAAAAAGUUGUAUAUUGAUGUUGUUGUCAUUGCCUGCAAACUGUUUGUGAAAAUGCAUAGUAGGAAAUACUCUAGAGUGCAAAAGUUUAUAUUA